Messenger RNA from Heterostelium album PN500, 747 nucleotides. RefSeq names its product phosphomannomutase (gene pmmA). The record is from RefSeq and is a predicted model, not a curated record. Lineage: Eukaryota; Evosea; Eumycetozoa; Acytosteliales; Acytosteliaceae. Gene Ontology annotation, cellular component: cytosol. Gene Ontology annotation, molecular function: phosphomannomutase activity. The transcript has 2 exons. Bases 1 to 747 code for a protein of 248 amino acids. Gene Ontology annotation, biological process: GDP-mannose biosynthetic process; protein N-linked glycosylation; mannose metabolic process.
AUGUCAAGAUUAGCAAAUACAAUUUGUUUGUUUGAUGUCGAUGGUACAUUGACUAAACCAAGAAAUGAUAUUACACCACACAUGAAGCAAUUCAUGAGAGAACUAAAGAACAAAGUUGAAUUGGGUGUCGUUGGUGGUAGUGAUUUAGUUAAGAUUCAAGAACAACUCGGAAGUGAUUGCCUCACCGAGUAUGAUUAUCUCUUUGCCGAGAACGGUUUGAAUGCAUUCAAAUCCGGUCAACCACUUGCUCAACAAAGUAUCAAAGACUUUUUAGGUGAAGAGAAUCUAAAGAAAUUCUUAAACUUUGUACUCCGUUAUCUUGCCGACAUUGACAUCCCAAUCAAGAGAGGAACUUUUAUUGAAUUUAGAAAUGGUAUGAUCAAUAUUUCACCGAUCGGUAGAAAUUGUUCACAAAAGGAGCGUGAUGAAUUCGAAAAGUAUGACAAGCAACAUCAGGUACGUUCCAAGAUGGUCAGUGUAUUGCAAACAGAGUUCUCAUCGCUCGGACUAAAGUACUCGAUCGGUGGUCAAAUCAGUUUCGACGUCUUCCCAAUCGGAUGGGACAAGACUUACUGCUUGAGACACUUGCCAGCCGAACAAUACAAGACAAUCUAUUUCUUUGGUGACAAGACAUUCGUUGGUGGUAAUGAUUACGAAAUCAGUGUUGACCCAAGAAUCACCAAAUCCUUUACUGUUACAUCUCCAGAGGACACUGAAAGAUUCCUCAGAGAAUUAUUCUACCAAUAA